UAAUAUCAUGUAACAUCACAAGAAAAAUGGAGCUGUCAUUAGUUGAACAGUUGAAGUUUAGGAGUGGAGGUGUGUCUGGGGGAGUGUUCACAUAUUAAAGCAGACGUCCCUUUAAGUCUCAUCUUCACUUCUGCUUAGGAUGUUCAGGGCCUUUCAGGUGUAGAUUUUUUUUUUUUUUCCACUCAGAUAAGUCUGAGGCUCUUCCAUCUUAAAGAAUUAACCACAUCAAAAAAACAAUCUAAAACAUGGGCUGUGUUCAGAGCUUCAGGGAUAUGUGCGACCGUACAAAAAAUACCAAUGUUCGUUUUAGUCUUCCAGCAGUUUGUGUUGUGUGGCAAACGGCCAUGAUCAUCUUAUUUGGAGUUUUUAUUCGUUAUAAUGAAGAAUCAGACACACACUGGAUAGAGCAUCGAAAAGCUAAAAACAUAUCCAGUGACAUCGAGAAUGACUUCUACUUCAGAUAUCCAAGUUUCCAAGAUGUCCAUGUGAUGAUCUUUGUUGGAUGGUUCCUGAUGACGUUUCUGAAGCGGUACAGCUUCGGUGCCGUGGGUUUUAACUUCCUCAUCGCAGCCUUCGGCCUCCAAUGGGCGUUGUUGAUGCAGGGCUGGUUCCACUCCCUGGACUACACUGAUGGGAAGAUUAAAAUUGGAGUUGAAAACCUGAUCAAUGCAGAUUUCUGUGUGGCGGGUUGUUUGAUCGCCUACGGUGCUGUUCUGGGGAAAGUCAGUCCAGUCCAGCUCAUGGUUCUCACUCUAUUUGGGAUCACACUGUUUGCUGUGGAGGAGUUCAUUAUCCUAGACCUCAUACAUGCCAGAGAUGCCGGAGGCUCCAUGGUGAUCCACACAUUCGGGGGUUAUUAUGGUCUGGCCAUCUCGUGGAUGCUCUAUCGACCAAACCUGGACCAGAGCAGCCGCCUGCAGGGCUCCGUCUACCACUCUGAUGUCUUUGCCAUGAUUGGCACCCUCUUCCUGUGGAUGUUCUGGCCGAGCUUUAACUCUGCCAUCACUGACCACGGUGACGGGCAGCACAGAGCAGCCAUCAACACCUAUCUGGCCCUGGCCUCGACCGUCCUCACCACUGUGGCCGUCUCCAGCCUCUUCCAGAAACAUGGGAUAGACAUGGUCCACAUCCAGAACUCCACACUUGCUGGAGGCGUGGCAGUGGGAACAGCAGCAGAGUUCAUGCUGAUGCCUUACGGCUCUCUCAUUGUAGGAUUUUUGUGUGGCAUCGUCUCCACGCUGGGCUACAUCUACCUCACUCCCUUUAUGGAGAAGUAUCUGAAGAUCCAGGACACCUGUGGAAUCCAUAACCUUCAUGCCAUGCCAGGGGUCAUAGGAGGCAUCGUAGGGGCCAUCACUGCUGCAGCUGCAUCUGAGUCUGUUUAUGGAACUGAAGGGUUGAUUAACACCUUUGACUUUGAGGGUGAGUCAAAGAUGGUGCCCACUCGGCAGGGUGGUCACCAGGCAGCUGGCAUCUGUGUGGCGAUCUGCUCGGUGUGGGGGGACGGCAUUAUUGUCGGUUGUAUUUUGAGAUUGCCCAUCUGGGGAGAUGCUGCAGAUGACAACUGCUUUGAUGAUGAGCCUUACUGGGAGCUACCAGAAGAUGAAGAAAGCAUCCCACCCAUCCUACAGUACAACAACCACAUGCGGAACAAAGAUGUAGUGGAGUCAAAUUUUACUAUGGAGCAGAACUGACAACAACACACUGAUCUUGGAUAAUCUUCAUCUUUGUACUUCUUGACCUACUUGUUCCUUUUAUAUUCCUGCUCAAUAUGAAUAUAAAUUUAACACACAUGUGCCCUGAUAAUCAGAGCCAGUAACUGUUAAUGCGUUAAGCAAAUACCUGUUAAAGAUAGUUUAGAUUAGAAUUAAACCUGUUUUUCCAUGGAAAUGAAAAAAAAAAAGUCCCAUGUAUGUGAUUCAUGUAUGUGUUUUUUGUUGUUUCAAUCAAAUAAUUUUCAAUCAAAUAUCAGAGAAUUAAGACACUUUUUUUAUUUCAGUCAGCUAAAAAUAAUUUCAUGUGUGGCCGCCAGAAUAUGAGCAUUGAUUUGAAUUAAAUAAUAGCUCUAAAAAAUAUUUUAGACUGUGUUCUGAUGACUUUAGGUAGACUGUUUUCAUUUCGACUGCACUUUUAUGGAUUUCACACUUGAACCUUUACCCAUUUCAUAAUUUUUUCUUUAUUUUUACUGUCUCUUUGUGCGUGCAGUUACAUUUAUGUGAUGUAACAGGCUGCAGAGUUAAUCUAAAGUGAAUAGAUAGACUUUUAAAUCCAUCUGCACUUUCCUUUGUUACAUGUUUAUUUGGACUGUUGCAUAUUUUUUUUCCGUAUAUCGUCACUUUGUGAGUUUUACACUGAGAAUCAUGGAUAAUGUUACUGGUUAUUGAUUGAAAAAACAGCAAAAAUAAAUAAAUAAAUAAAUAAAAGCUGUGAUGUUUGUUUUAAACUAAAUUAUGCUGUGGAAUAAAGGAUAUUUUUCUCCAUAUUA
Sphaeramia orbicularis (orbiculate cardinalfish) is the source of this 2485-nucleotide messenger RNA. RefSeq names its product Rh family, C glycoprotein b (gene rhcgb). Gene Ontology annotation, cellular component: plasma membrane. The record is from RefSeq and is a predicted model, not a curated record. Gene Ontology annotation, biological process: ammonium homeostasis; ammonium transmembrane transport. Lineage: Eukaryota; Metazoa; Chordata; Actinopteri; Kurtiformes; Apogonidae. Gene Ontology annotation, molecular function: ammonium channel activity.